CGUUCGCGACGGGUCGUUCAGCACGUGAGUGGUGUUGUUUUUUGCAAUCGUACCUUCGAUAUAGUGUGUGAUCAAGAUCAGUUUCAUAGUACGCCUCGUGGUGGUUGGACCGGUUUGUUUUAUCGUCUAGAGUUAGUGUGUUGUGUACGUAAUCUACAAUCCAAAGAACUGGAAGAGGGAGAAAAACAAUGAAGUGGUUCACAUCUGUCUUCGCGCUACUCCUCGCGGCUAUGGCCGCACCGAACGUCGCCGGACAAUGUUUAGCCGAGAACGACAACAUUCAGCACACCAAAGCAGAUAACCCUCUAUCGCGAAAUCGGCUAUACAAAGGUGAAUCGAUUUUCACGCUUAAACUGCUCGAAGCUAUCAAUGCGGCCACGCCAACGGAAAACAUCUUUUUCUCGCCGUACAGUCUGUACCACGUGCUACUGCUGAUGUACUUUGGCGCUAAGUCGGACACGGAAAAGCUACUCCGUACCGGCCUGGAACUUCACUGGACCGAGGAAAAGCCGGUGAUAUGGCAGGCGUACAAUAUCGGCAAAAAGUCGCUCAGCACGCGAUUCAGCAACAACAAAGACAUUCAAUUUACCUCGAUCGAUAAACUAUUUUUCGGCAAGCACAUUCCGGUCGAGGAAUGCAUGGAGGACAAAUUCUUCGAGGAGAUUGAAAAGCUAGACUUUGAGAACGAGCCGGAAGCGCAACGUGUUUAUAUCAACAACUGGGUGGAGAAUGCGACUCAUGGUGAGAUCAAGGACUUGCUGAUCCCCGGUUCGAUCACAAGGAACACGAAGCUAGCGAUUGCAAACGCAGCAUACUUCAAGGGCACUUGGCAGAACAAGUUCAAGCCUGAGGACACCAAGAAAGACAUCUUCUACAUAUCAAACGAACGACAGGAGUUUGUUGACAUGAUGCACGUCGAGGGAACCUUCAGCCACACCGCCAACGAGAAACUUGCCUGCCACAUCCUGGAACUGCCAUACAACUCCGAGGACGAAGAUGCCCGUGUAUCGAUGUUUGUCUUUCUGCCACCGGCGGAACCGAACGCGCUGGACAAACUGUUAGCUCGGCUAACCUCCUCCACGGAUAUCCUCAGCGAAGUCGUCGGCGAAGGCAUCACCCGCCGGGUGGACGUUAAGCUACCCAAGUUCAACAUCGAGAAAACCGUAGAUAUGAAGACGGUGCUGGACCGGAUGGGCAUGGGUAAAAUCUUUGAAAACUCAGCAAACUUUUCCGGUUUCUCCAAGAAGGAACAGAUCGGUUUCGACGAGAUUCAGCAGAAAUCCAAAAUCACUGUCAACGAAGAGGGAUCGGUAGCGGCUUCCAGUACGAUUGCGUUCAGCUUCCGGUCGUCGCGACCGGUUGAUCCGGCCAUCUUCCACUGCAACCAUCCGUUCGUAUUUAUCAUCUACGAUUAUUCGACGCAGGCGGUCCUGUUUAACGGUGUCUACCGCCAGCCGGAAUGAUGUGAUAGUGCAGUGAUCGGGGCAGCAAACCUGGUAGUGCAGUAGUAUGUAAGGAUACAUUUUCAUUCCAAUGAUUGCGGCAGCAGCAGCUGCAGGGCCACUAUUUAUUAAUGAACAAAAGAAAAUAUCUCAGUAAUGAACGAUUAGAUAAGAUCAUUGUAAAGUGCUUUAAUAUAUGAACAAAUGGAAACGUGAAAAAUAAAAGCUUUAAACGAAA
Topomyia yanbarensis is the source of this 1680-nucleotide messenger RNA. Its product is annotated as serine protease inhibitor 88Ea-like. Gene Ontology annotation, molecular function: serine-type endopeptidase inhibitor activity. The record is from RefSeq and is a predicted model, not a curated record. The transcript has 4 exons. The coding region runs from base 189 to 1463 and encodes 424 amino acids. Lineage: Eukaryota; Metazoa; Arthropoda; Insecta; Diptera; Culicidae.